CGUCUCCUGAGUUCUCCAGCGUGAAUCUCUCCACUCUCCUCUGACGCUCCUGGAACAUGAUGGAUCCUCUGUUGCUGUUCAGCUUCAACUCCUCCAUCAUCACAUCCCUGGGAACGCUGAUCUUCUUCCCCAGGUGAAAGGAAAGAGCAGCAUGUGUCUGUGAGAGGUCUACAUCUGUUAAUACUCAAAGUCACCAGCCGCUGACAUUAUAACAAUAGAGCUGAAGAGUUUGAGGACGUUUAAAACCAUUCCUGAUUCUCCUGAGCGAUUCUCGAGACCGGGACUGUGAGCCGCAAACCUCUGAGACGAAAGAUCUUUUUAUUUUCCUGGACAUACUCCGUUGUGUGUCGGGAUGUACGGGCUGCUGUGUGAAAGUCUCCAUGACUUCAUUAAGGAGUCGUACGGUGACGAUGUGUGGAAACUGGUCAGAGAGAGAGCCGACGUCAGACUGCACUCCUUCGUAACUCAUCAGGUCUACAGUGAGAGUGUGAUUCCACGUAUCGCCAAAGCAGCGAGUGGCGUUACAGGAACACCCUAUAAUGAGCUCAUGAACUCAUGGGGGGUUUAUUUCCUUGGAUUCGUGGGGAAAUACGGAUAUGACCGAAUCCUCAAGGUGUUGGGCCGCCAUGUGCGUGACUUUGUAAACGGUCUGGAUAACUUGCAUGAGUACCUGCGCUUCAGUUACCCGAAAGUCCAGCCUCCGACCUUCUUCUGCCAGGAGGAAUCAGCGACAGGAGUCACACUGCAUUACAGGAGCAAGCGUAAAGGUUACCUGCACUACGCGAUGGGUCAGCUGAGACAGAUGGGGAAACAGUUCUACGACACCGACAUCCACGUGGAGGUUUUGUCGGAGCAGCUGGUGGGAGAUUAUUCCCACGUCACCAUGAGAUUAAACUUUGAUAACUCUGCGUAUCGAUAUAUCCAGAAAGAGGACGAAGAGGAGCAAGAGAUCCUUCCCAUCACCAGCGACUUUUUCUUCGAAGUUUUUCCCUUCAACAUCGUGUUUAGACAGGAUAUGGUUGUGCAUAACGUGGGCUCCGGAUUGGCCACUGUCUUUCCUGAUCUGGAUGGGAAGAAGAUCAAUGAUGCUUUUCUACUCGCGCGUCCUCUUGUGGAGUUCACAUGGAAUAUGAUCAUCUCCCACCCCAACAACCUGUUUGAGAUCAUGUCGAAGGAGCCGGUGAAGCGAGAGAGGAACCUUAAUAACAGAGUUCAGAGUAAGAAAGACUCUGAUUAUGAGAACGCCAAUCGCUCGGCUGACGUGGAUGUGGAACUGAUGGCCUUUCAGUCGAUCAUCAAGGACGAUUAUAAAGAUCAAGUUCUUCUGUGGAUGGUGUCAGAUGGAAACAGUGUGAACGCCACGGAGAGCUGGGGAGACGGCAGCCGCUGCCUGAAACUGAAGGGUCAGAUGAGGUUCAUGCCGGAGUGGGACUCCAUCAUCUUCCUGGGGACUCCAGUCAUGGAGAGUUUGAGUGCCAUGUUUAAGACGGGGCUGUACAUCAAUGACCUGAGCAUGCAUGACUCCAGCAGAGAUCUGGUGCUGGCGGGAACUCAGCAGUCUGAAGAGCUCAAGAGAGCCCUCAUACAGGAGCAAAAGAAAUCCAGCAAACUAGAGGAGAGCAUGAAAAUGUUGGACUAUGAGAUGAAAAAGACUGAUGAUCUUCUGUACAGGAUGAUUCCUAAACCCGUUGCUAAGCGACUGCGUAAGGGAGAGCCAGCUGUGAACACCUGUGAGGUGUUUCCUGAUGUGACCAUCCUGUUCAGCGAUGUGGUGGGCUUCACUCGGAUCUGCAGUCACAUCACACCCAUGCAGGUGGUGUCCAUGCUCAACACCAUGUACACACUCUUCGACACGCUCAGCGAGAAACACCGAGUGUUCAAGGUUGAAACUAUAGGUGAUGCGUACAUGGUGGUGGCAGGCACUCCAGAAAAGACGAGGUAUCACGCCCACAAUAUUUGUGACAUGGCUCUAGAUAUGGUUCGCUCUAUUGAUCAUCUCAAAGACCCGUCCAACGGGAACAACAUCCAGAUCCGCGUGGGCAUUCACUCUGGUAUGGUGGUCGCUGGGGUCGUAGGUCACAAGAUGCCUCGCUACGGUCUUCAUGGGGACACAGUCCACACAGCUUCAGCCAUGGAGUGCAAUGGGAAGGAGAUGCACAUUCAGCUGAGCAGCGCUACUUACGAGCACCUGAAAGGAAGUCACUUCAUCUUUGAGAGACGUGGGACCAUCACCAUCAAGGUCACUGUGGAGAUCGAGACGUACUGGCUGAAGGGAAAGCGAGAUAAGGAUGGAAACGCUCAGGCCGCCUGCCCACAGUUUGAGGCUCAGGCCGUCAGUAAAGCCACCGCUUCUCCUGAACCACACGCUGACGAGGACCUGCCGGUGUUUCCCUCAGUGACCGAUGAAGACGAGGACGGUGUGAAACCCCUUCGCUCUCAGCGCAUGCAGAUGAAAACCUCAAGACACUCUCGGGAGGAGUCCAUGAAGGAAGAAGCGUCGGUGCGUACGGACAACAGUCUCCAGGACACACACACUCAACUCGACUCGGACGAGUUCGAUGGCCGAGAGUCUCCCGCCGGAUCCUGUGAUUCCCACGGCUCGGAGAAGAGCACCAUGUGCUCCGUGUGCUAACGUUUCUGAUCUGAAUUUAUAGACUAAAUAAUUCUGUAAUUUCUGGAUUCUCUUGUAAAGAGAUUAGAUGUGUUACUGAACUGAAAUGUGCUUAUUGUGUUGUUUUCUCAUCUCUACUCAGUCUCAUUUAGCUUAAAGCUUAAUAAAUCUAUGUUUUUAUUUU
Molecule: messenger RNA, 2795 nt
Organism: Pimephales promelas (fathead minnow)
Lineage: Eukaryota; Metazoa; Chordata; Actinopteri; Cypriniformes; Leuciscidae
Source: RefSeq, a predicted model, not a curated record